AUGUCUACCCAAGUUAACAGACCAACCGACUUGAAGCAAAAGGAUGCUGAUGUCAAUCGCAAGCUUCAAUUCUAUGGCAUUGCUUCUGCAUUCCAAGCUGGCAAAGUCCCAUCCAACGAGCAAAUCGACAUCGCACUAAACAGUUUUCUGGCCUCCAAAGCUCUCUCACACCCAUCUCCAGCGCUCUCCACUGAAGGAAAAGCUCUCGUUGCCGACGUCCGCGAUGUCGUCUCGCAGGCGAAAUACCUGUUGUUGACCAAGAACGAAGGCAACCUGUUGCAGGACUUCAUCUGGCAGAGCCAGAAGGUCGAUGGUAGUAAUUCAAGGCUUCCGGGUGCGCCUGUUGGUGCUGAGCAGGCCAAGCAGCAUGGCAAUGAGGCCUUGGAGGGCCUGAGGACGCUUGGGACGCUUAUUAUCACCAAUGGCCAGUUCCGAAAGCUUCUGAACGAUGCUACUAUCUUGAUCCGCGAUAUUGCUGGGGAUGCUGCCCAGAAGGCUGCCAACAGUGUGAACCCUAGUGAGGAUCAAUUGUCGCAGAUCGACAAACCAGCUGAUGACAAUGUCUGGCAUGAUAAGCCUAAUAUUUCCACCGGAGGCCUAAAGAACCAGAUCAAGUCUGCAGUCCCUGUCGGCAAGAAGGAUUUCAGGCAAGACGCUGCUGGCGAUGCUAGCCAAAGUGCUCACCCAGAUGGCUCCAGAGACCCUGCAGAUGUCGCUAGUACGGCUGGUGAGCAAUCAUCAUAUGACGCCAAAUCAGGUGCUCAAGCUGGAGCUUUCUCCGGCGCAUCUACACUCAAGGAUCGUGCCAACCAGAACAUCUCCGAUGAAGACAAACAGAAGGUCAAGGAUAAGUCUGCCGAGCAAAAGGAGCGUACUAGGAAUUAUCUCUCCAGCAAGAUGCCCCAAGAGCGUCGCGAGCAGACCAUCUGGCGUCUUAAGAAACUCGUUGUCGAGAUCCAAGGUCACCCGGAUUACCAGCAAGCAAUCAACACCCUUCUUAAUCUGGCAGAGCAAUACGCAGGUCAUGCAAACACAAUUGGUGCACACUCAACUGGCACAGUCAAAGAUGCUCACACCGACGACUCGCUUCAGCGCGCGGAAGCAGAUUUAAAGGUAUUUCCACAAUUUGUACAUGCAAGCAAGCCCAUGCUGACUAGUUGCAAGACACUCAUUGAGAGAUUCGCCAAUGGCACUUCUACCAAUGAUCUUUUCGAGGCUAUCAACAAUAUCUACCGUGAUGCCGACAAGGACCCAGAAUUGAAGAACUGGUUCAAGAGUGUUGACAAGUACAUCAGAAAGGUUUUGAAGCAGCAGGGUUACAUCAUGGAAGACUCCGCCACCGAAGAGUGGAAUGCGCUCUAUGACCGUGGAAACUUCCUCCUCCGGGACCGUUACCGCAACCACACGGACCGCAUUGUCGACGAGACUAAGUUUCUUGCAGAUCAAUUUGAGAGGGACACUCAAAACAAAAAGUUCGGCGAAUCUGUGCAAAAGUUGUUCACCGAUCUCGGCAAUGAUGAAAAUGGAAAGCCCACUUUCAAACCUCACUUGAUCAAGGAUCUCACCGAGGUCAUCCUUCCUGCUGCCUUUGAGAGCAUCCAAUAUGUGCCCAUCCCCAGAAUGGAGUUCAGUGAUCCUCAGUUUGAUGCUGUCAUUGAGAACUUGGUCAUCGAGAGUGACAACCUCAUGCCAAACAUCUUCGAAUUCGCAACUGACAACUAUUUCCGCUACGGUCGUAAGAAGAUCGCCAAUAAGAACCACAACGCAAUCACCUUGUCUGUGUCUGGCAUUCAGAUGGAUCUAAGAGACGUUGCAUACUACAUCAAGAGAAAGCAAGGCAGCCCCAAGUUGACCGACCAAGGUGUCGCAGACAUCUUCCUUGGUGGUUCUGGAUUCAGCUUCAAGAUCAAGGCUUCGACUGCCGAGAAGUCUGACAAGCAAAACUUCUUCAAGAUCGACAAAGUUGAUGUUGAUGUUAAGAACUUCAACAUUAAGCUCAAGCAGUCCAAGUACAAGCUCAUCUUUGGCUUGUUCAAGUCUGUUAUGUUGAAGUUUAUGCGUCCCGCUCUUCAAAAGGUUCUCGAGAAGGUUAUCAAGGACAAAGCACAUGAGCUUGAUAGCAUCCUUUACAAGGUCAAGAUCGAGGCAGACCGUGCUUUAGAACAGGCCAAGAAUAACCCCGAGGAAGCCCAGAAUAUCUACCAAAGAUACGUCAACGCAGCCCAGAAGCAGUUUAUGCAAGGAAAACAGAAGGCCGAUGAAGUCGCAUCGAAUACCAAGGUCAACGUGGCUAUGACCCAACAUGACUCCAUCUUCCCCAACAUCAAGUUGCCAGGCGGAAUUUCCUCCAAGGCUACUGAAUGGAAGGAGAUGGGCUUGAAGGGCUCCACUUGGGAGUCACCCGUCUUCAAGCUCGGCUCCGGAUCUAUCUCAAAUGACAUUCCCCAUGCUCCUCAGGUCCACAGAAAGGACCAUGCCGUGACUGAGGGCGGUGUCCGUGGACCCCAAAACGUUGGUAACACCAGUGGUAUUACUACCGGUGGCUCCAGUGGUCCUGCUUCUGGUACUACCGGUAUCUCUAGUGGCACUACUUCUGAUACUACCGGGAUUUCCAGCGCUUAUAGUUCUGGUACUGCCGGUACCUCCAACGGCAAUGGUCACGCCUUCAGUAACCAGGUCGACCAAGCUUUCGGUGCAGAGAGAACCCCAACUGCUCUUCACGGAAACGGAACCAACGGUUCUUCCAAUGGCAAGAACGUGACCGGUACUACCCUCGGUGCUAACAACCCUGUCAUCACGGGCUCUGUCUAA
Lachnellula hyalina is the source of this 2811-nucleotide messenger RNA. RefSeq lists its product as uncharacterized. Lineage: Eukaryota; Fungi; Ascomycota; Leotiomycetes; Helotiales; Lachnaceae. The transcript is spliced from 8 exons. The record is from RefSeq and is a predicted model, not a curated record. The coding region runs from base 1 to 2811 and encodes 936 amino acids.